AUGGCAUUAAAACAACAAGCAACAAUAGAUAUUGCACGUGCAAACGUACAGAGACAGCGACAGCUGGCCGCAUCACAAGUGUCUCCGUUUAUAGGAGAUAGCACAGUGAAGGGAAUCAUUCCUAACAAGCCACGGCUUGGAUAUGGAUAUGAUCCCAACGAGCCUGUGGAUAAGGACAGACUUGCACGGCUGAAGAAAGAUUUCAAAGGCAUUUUCGGCCCGACGAAGUUCAAACUCCACAUUCCACUAAUGUGGUGGCAUGAAUUGGUCACGCAGACGGAAUGGCUCGCGGAUACGCACAUGGACGCAGUAAUGAACAUGUUUCGUCAUCGCAUGAAGUUGCACCCCGAGUGGUUUAGGAGUGACCGACUGUGCUUCUGUGAUAGUACUCCUAGUAUGCUGUGGCAAAAAGACAAGUGGAAGAGGUUUUUGAGUACAAAGCCCGAUGGACAGGGACUAGGAAGGUGGGUCCCGGGAGGUGCGACCGAUCUCUUCGAAGGGAAAGCACCACGUUUCUGCCAAACCUUGAAGAAAUGGGAAGUAGAUAUUGAUGAGAUCUACAUGCCAUGGAACGUCAAAGACGCUCAUUGGGUGGCCUUGAUGGUUUCUAUACCGAAAAGGCAUAUUACUGUGUGGGACAGCAUUCCAGGAUGUCUAUCGGAGAGGUUGUUAGCCAAAGCUAUCGAGCCCGUUGCUGUCCUUAUGCCUUAUCUACAACGGCUCAUGGCUGACAUCGGUGAUAGGUAUAAGUAUCCACUCGACCGUUACACCCACGAGUAUAUUUCCGGAGGAGAUGUGCCUGCGCAAGACAAUUCGAGUGACUGUGGAGUCUACUGUCUAAAGUUCAUCGAGUAUCAUAGUCUUGGGAGGCUUUUUCCGAAGACGCUUUGUGGUAGGAACAUGAAAGCUAUAAGAGCAAAGCUUGCAGCGGACCUAUAUCACGAGAUCAACUGUCGCGGCCCUCCAGAGCGUAACUGGGAGGAUCUGGACAAUGACAUAUAA
Molecule: messenger RNA, 1002 nt
Organism: Microthlaspi erraticum
Lineage: Eukaryota; Viridiplantae; Streptophyta; Magnoliopsida; Brassicales; Brassicaceae
Source: the annotation of a GenBank genome assembly